UCACUCUGUUAUAAGUCUUUCCCACCCAUCACCUUCUCUACUGAAGAAGAUCAUACAAACCACUGCGGCUUUGAGUUCGUUCCGCCCAGACGGGCCUCGGCCUUCGACCACAGCCAGUCGGAUUCCAAUGGCUACCGCUGUCUCCACCGUUGGAGCUGUUAACAGAGCAUCGCUGAGCUUGCACGGCUCCCCUGCUGGAGCUGCUUCAGUCCCGAGCUCGGCCUUCUUGGGCUGCAGCUUGAAGAAGGUGAGCUCCGGAUUCACCCACCCGAAGAUCUCAUCUGGAAGCUUCAAGGUGGUUGCGGAAGUAGAAGAGGAGAAGCAGACCGAGAAGGACAAAUGGAAAGGACUUGCCUUCGACACCUCAGACGAUCAACAGGACAUUACCAGAGGAAAGGGAAUGGUCGAUUCCCUCUUCCAAGCUCCCAUGGGAACUGGAACCCACUAUGCUGUCCUGAGUUCAUACGAGUACCUUAGCGCUGGUCUUCGCACGUACAAUUUGGACAACAACAUGGAUGGCUUCUACAUUGCUCCUGCUUUCAUGGACAAGCUCGUCGUUCACAUCACCAAGAACUUCAUGUCCUUGCCUAAUAUCAAGGUUCCCCUCAUCUUGGGUAUCUGGGGAGGCAAAGGUCAGGGAAAAUCUUUCCAAUGUGAACUUGUCUUUGCCAAGAUGGGAAUCAACCCAAUCAUGAUGAGCGCCGGAGAAUUGGAAAGCGGUAACGCUGGAGAGCCCGCGAAAUUGAUCAGGCAAAGGUACCGUGAGGCUGCAGACAUAAUCAGGAAGGGGAAGAUGUGCUGCCUCUUCAUCAACGAUCUUGACGCAGGAGCUGGUAGGAUGGGUGGAACCACCCAAUACACAGUGAACAACCAGAUGGUGAACGCUACCCUCAUGAACAUCGCCGAUAACCCGACAAAUGUGCAGCUUCCAGGGAUGUACAACAAGGAGGAGAAUCCCCGUGUACCCAUCAUCGUCACCGGUAACGACUUCUCCACACUCUAUGCUCCUCUCAUCCGCGAUGGGCGUAUGGAGAAGUUCUACUGGGCACCCACCAGGGAAGACCGCAUUGGUGUCUGCACUGGUAUCUUCAAGAGCGACAAUGUUCCCCAGGAGGCCAUCAUCAAGAUCGUAGACACAUUCCCAGGACAAUCAAUCGACUUCUUUGGAGCUCUGAGGGCGAGAGUGUAUGACGAUGAAGUGAGGAAGUGGAUUUCAAGUGUUGGGGUUGAAAGCAUUGGGAAGAAGCUGGUGAACUCCAAGGAAGGACCCCCAACAUUCGAACAGCCCAAGAUGACACUGGAGAAGCUGCUUGAGUAUGGUAACAUGCUGGUUCAAGAGCAGGAGAACGUCAAGAGAGUGCAGUUGGCAGACAAAUACUUGAGCGAAGCUGCCCUUGGGGACGCCAACCGAGAUGCCAUUAAAAGUGGAAAUUUCUAUGGUUAGCACCCUUUUAUCCUUUGCGGCCUUCAUGGAUUUGGGAGGCAAUGCAGCCCAACAAGUGAACAUUCCCGUCCCUGAAGGUUGCACCGACCCAAUUGCAGCAAACUAUGAUCCCACGGCAAGGAGUGACGAUGGAACUUGCUCUUACAAACUCUGAAGGGUCUUCUUUCUUUGUCAGAAAAUAGGGGGCUGGCUAUGAUUAAGAGGGAAAAGUUAGAUCACUCUAAAUUUAUAAUCAGAAGCUCUGUAAUCUAAAUUGGAUUAGUUAUCUUCUAAUUUUGUGUUGUGCUGUGUACUUUCUCUGUAGUCUAAAUGGAUUAGUUUGCCUUGGGGAGGAGAUUGGUACUCAA
Messenger RNA from Macadamia integrifolia, 1791 nucleotides. RefSeq names its product ribulose bisphosphate carboxylase/oxygenase activase, chloroplastic-like. Gene Ontology annotation, cellular component: thylakoid; chloroplast stroma. The record is from RefSeq and is a predicted model, not a curated record. Bases 128 to 1444 code for a protein of 438 amino acids. The transcript is spliced from 7 exons. Gene Ontology annotation, molecular function: ribulose-1,5-bisphosphate carboxylase/oxygenase activator activity; ATP binding; ATP hydrolysis activity. Lineage: Eukaryota; Viridiplantae; Streptophyta; Magnoliopsida; Proteales; Proteaceae.